CUUCAAGCAAUUUCUGUGACCAAGAGCUUUAAUCCAUCACCACGCACGCUACAGUUUCGAUAACUAUGCCAAAUUUUUGGUGGCAUAUUGACUCACUUCUAGCUAUCUGUUGAUGCUAAUUUUUCCCCUUCCAAUCGCGUCUUCGUUGGGAAAACUGGGGUCAACUGUGAAGAGGGCCCCUGUCUCCGUGGUUACAAGACAUGCAAAACGGCAGUCCGAAUGGCAUUUCGCACCAAAAUGAACGCGUGACCCCCGGUCUUGAAGCGACCACGCAUGAGAUUCCUUCCUCCGAACGUCCUAUCGAUUCUGCGCAUCCCGAUUUGAACUCUUCCGACGACAAAGACACCGAAACCGCGACUGACACGCCCGAAGGGCCUCCGUCGAAAAGGCGAAAAGUUGCUGGCGACACCCCUUCUCGUCGCUCAACCUCUCGGGCGACAUCGCCGCCAUGGAAGAAAGCCGGGGCCGAUGGGCCGACCUCUUUCCUCCAGGAUGGCAAACGCAGAUCCUCGAGAGUUAAUACGGGUCCCCUUGAAUCCCAGACACCAGAAAAACGCCCCUCGCGCGGUACUCCAAAACAAGGCAUCAAGCAGAAUGUUUCUGGUCGGGGCGGGUCAGUCGCGGCAUCGCCCUUGUCUAUAUCUGUUUUACAUUCGGAGGUAAAUGGGGGGAAGCUUCAAGGUGGCAAUGCUGCGGUCAACGGAUCUCCGAGGACCGUAGCUCCAAGGAGGUCGUCUGGUAGACGCAAACGCUUCUCGCAGUCACCAGUACCCAAGAAGGAUCAUGCGCGGACACGGUCUCAAAGUUCGGUGUCUUCUCAGGUACUUCGGCCUUCUGGCGUGGGCUACAACGACUCGAGCACGGUUAUCCCCGGUACAGCAAACGAAGCAGACGACCUUGGAGCAGAUUUGGCGGAUCUACAAAAUGGCGAAGGGGAUGAAGAGAGCCAGCUUACCCCGCGUCUCCGAUUCAAAGUUAAACGACCCUCUAUGGGUAUUUACCACCCCUCGCACGUCGUACCUCCCCGGAAAUACAGUUCGUUUAGGGAAUGGAUGGAAAGCGAAGAUGGAACAACGCGUGACGGCACAAUUCUCUCGCCGGCAGCUGCUUAUGAAGAGGCUCAAAAACGACGUCGGAUCGCUGCGGCUGCGGAACCGGGAGGUUCUUUGAGCUCAGAUGUUUGUUCUGCAUACCUACCUGAGCAACAAGAAGAACCCCCACUGCAGUACUCCCAUCAAGAUCAUCUCGUGGCGCACGCGUUGUAUUUCAAGAAGCUUCUUGACCAAGAGAAUAGACGUCACCGGAACACGGCGAGGCUCUUUGCGCAAUGGUGUGCUGAUGCAUGGAGGAAGCGCAACAAGGACCCGGAGGAUAUCAUCAGAGAACAGCAGGAGGAGAUGCGCGGGAAGCGCAAACAACUAGCAAAGGAUCUUCAAAAGAUGUUUGAUCUAGCCCGAGCGGAGGUGGACAGGAUGCGUCUAGCGCAGUGGGAAGAAGAGCGAAAGGCGGAAGACCAACAGGCCUUGGAUCGUGCGAUAAAACAGUCUACAAUGCUCUUUGAAAAAAGGAGGUCGGAAAUCCUUGGAGAAACAGGGAGCGACAUUCCCGAAUCGAGUGACGAUGAGGAUAUCGAAUCGAGUGACGCGUCUGGCGAUGAAGAUGGCGAAAGCAACAUGUCGUCUACAGAAUCGGAGGGUGAAGAUGAGGAUGGUGUGGAUGAUGACGAGGGCCUAACAGCUGAAGAACUUCAACUCAAAUACGCCAAUCUCCGUAGAGCCAGUCAUGACUCGGAUCGCAGAUCGCUCGCAUCGAACGAGACAGGCUCGUCCGACGAUAGCGACGCCUCGAACCCCAUACCCGACGAUGAUGACGUUCAAUCCCUACCAAUUGAACUUGACGAAAUAGAUCCGAUGCUCAUGGACGAUAGCGAAGCAUCUACUGAUAUGGACGAUGAUAUGGGUGAUAGUGAUGAAGACAGGAGUUCGAGCGAUGUUGAUUCUGGUGAAGAUGCCGAGGACGAACUAGGCUUGCUGGGCUUCUUUUCCUCCAAGGAGGUAAUGCCAGAUGGUGACCUCUUGCUCAACGAUGAUAGCAUAGUUGAGCAUAGCGACGAUGAUAAUGCGAGGAUAGUGUCAGCAGAAGAUGAAGAGGAUGAUGAGCCGGAUGACCCGGACGAGGUCUCUCUAGUCCCUAACGGGCCAGCUGGGACGGAAUCUACGCCCCAGGACAUGGUAGAACAAGACACCAUGGCUGAUGAAAUGGCCAUAGAGAAUGAUAGUUUGGACGCUGAAACGACAAAAACGACAGAAGCUCCUGUUCCCGACGAUCUAACCUCAACUGAUGUGCCGGACGAAUCUCUGCAUACAAGUCAUCCCGCAGAGGCUGAUCACCGGCAUGAAGGCUCCCAAAGUGGUGAGCACUCUAGCGAAGCAUCCCCGACCACCCUGGCUACAAAGCAUUCCGAACCCGAGUCCGUCUCAUCGUAUGAAGAUGCGACAGAAAAGCCUGCACAGACGAGCGAAUCUCCUGCGCCUGGGAUGAAGACACCGAUCCCGCACUUGCUCCGGGGGACUUUAAGAGAGUAUCAACAUUUCGGCUUGGACUGGCUCGCUGGUCUGUACAAUAACCACAUCAAUGGUAUCCUCGCCGAUGAGAUGGGUCUUGGUAAGACUAUCCAGACAAUCGCCUUACUUGCCCAUCUGGCUGUGGAAAAUGGGGUCUGGGGGCCGCAUCUAGUUGUCGUCCCGACGAGUGUCAUUCUCAACUGGGAGAUGGAAUUCAAGAAAUGGUGCCCUGGUUUCAAGAUCAUGACCUACUACGGGAACCAAGAAGAGCGCAGGCAAAAGCGCCGAGGUUGGAUGGACGAUACCAACUGGAACGUGCUGAUUACUUCCUAUCAACUGGUCUUGCAGGACCAGCAAGUUCUGAAGAGGAGAAACUGGCACUACAUGAUCCUGGACGAAGCGCACAAUAUCAAAAAUUUCCGCUCACAGAGGUGGCAAGCUUUGCUUACUUUCAGGACGCGUGCUCGACUUCUACUCACCGGAACACCGCUCCAGAACAACCUGACGGAACUAUGGUCCCUCCUCUUUUUCUUGAUGCCGUCUGAUGGUGAUGAAACCGGAAUUGAAGGAUUUGCGGAUCUGAAGAAUUUCUCUGAGUGGUUUCGACGUCCAGUAGAGCAAAUUCUGGAGCAUGGCAGAGAAACGAUGGAUGAUGACUCAAAACAAGUGGUCACUAAACUCCACACCGUCCUCAGACCUUACAUCUUGCGCCGCCUCAAAGCCGAUGUCGAGAAGCAAAUGCCGGCAAAAUACGAGCACGUGGUCUAUUGCAGGCUGUCGAAACGCCAGAGAUACUUGUACGACGGUUUCAUGUCCCGGGCGCAAACUAAAGAGACCCUUGCAUCUGGAAAUUAUCUGUCCAUCAUCAAUUGCCUGAUGCAACUCCGCAAAGUAUGCAACCACCCGGAUCUUUUCGAGACCCGUCAAAUCUCCACGUCAUUCGCGAUGCCUCGAUCGGUGGCCACCGAAUUCGAAAUCAAAGAGCUUCUUGUUCGUCGACGGUUGCUGUACGAACAUCCUCUCACACGGUUGGAUCUCGAUUUCCUCAAUCUGGUGCCAAUCUCACGGGAGGAUAUUUCUCGGAGACUAGCGGAUGAUAGCACAAGGCUCAUGGCUUAUGGCCCUUUCAAUCAGCUCAGGGAGCGUCAAUAUCAUCGCACCAACUGGAAGAUGGACUUUGACGGCUCCACUGUUCAAUCUACCCUUGAUCGCUUAGAGAACGAUUGCCGGAAGACUAGGAUGGCAGAGCUCGAAAGGUGCUUGUAUUUCGAGUCAAAGCGCCAUGGGCGUCGCCCUGUCUAUGGGACUAGUCUGAUCGAGUUCCUCACGGCAGACAGCAAGCAACGGCCGGCCUUGAAUGGCCCAUUACGGAAGCAUUCUCUGUCGGACUGGCUGUCUAAUCGAUCGAGUGUCAUUGCAUCAAUGAUUCAGUCCAUCGAGGAGCGGUCUCUGAAUAUGGAUGGUUACGUGCAAAGAUUUGCCUGUGUGACACCAGCCGCGGUUGCGUCUGGCAUUACACAGGCAGCGCUGACCCCUAUCGAGACUCGACACCUCACCAAAAAGGAGAGGUUCCCUCCCCAUGAUCCUUUCCACGAAGCUCAGAUGCGUUUGUCGAUUGCGUUUCCCGAUAGGAGGUUGUUACAGUAUGAUUGUGGCAAGCUGCAGCGGUUGGACAAGCUCCUCCGUGAUCUGAAGGCGGGGGGACAUCGGGCUUUGAUUUUCACGCAAAUGACAAAGAUGCUCGACAUCCUCGAACAGUUCCUCAAUAUCCAUGGGCACAGGUAUCUCCGGCUCGAUGGAACAACCAAGGUCGAGCAGCGUCAGAUCCUCACGGAUCGAUUUAACAACGACGAUCGCAUUCUUGCAUUUAUUCUGUCCAGCCGAUCCGGUGGUCUCGGCAUCAAUCUCACGGGUGCCGACACCGUUAUUUUCUACGACUUGGAUUGGAACCCGGCGAUGGAUAAGCAAUGCCAGGAUCGGUGCCAUCGAAUUGGGCAGACCCGCGACGUUCACAUCUAUCGAUUUGUCUCCGAAUACACCAUUGAAUCGAACAUCCUUCGCAAGGCCAAUCAAAAGCGGAUGCUUGACGAUGUCGUCAUCCAAGAGGGUGAAUUCACCACGGAGUAUAUCACCAAGCCUGCGCCUGAGAUCGAAGGCGAUGAAUCUCUGGAAAGGCAAGACGAAGCCACCGCGGCUAUGGACCGGGUGUUAGCGAACCGGGUUGGCGGCACUGCUCGGGUUUUCGAACAAGCCGAGGACAAGGAAGAUAUCGAUGCAGCCAAGAACGCCCAGAAGGAGUUAGAACACGCGGACGACGGCGAUUUCGAAGAUCGGAUUGUCUCGCACAGCACGCCCGCUCAAACUCAAGCUCCGACUCCUGUCGCAAAUACACCCGACGAGGGAGGAACUCCUGGGCCGCGUCCUCUCACCGCGCCCCAUGUGCAUGGCACUGACGAACCGGUGCACGUGGAGAUUAUACCAGCGCAUAUCGACGAGUAUAUCUUGCGGUUCAUGCAAUGGAACAUGAAGGACGAGCCUCUCGUUCUGCCAGUCGACAAGAGCAAGAAGAAGUCCAAGAAGGGCAAAGAGCAUCGCCUCCGCAAAAGACGGGCUUGAAUCGGUCCAGCGAGUGCCAGCUAACUACGCAAUGUCUUUGCGCUGAAAUAUGACGGGCGCAACUCCCUGAUAAUGUAAUUCUAUCUACCUGUUUAAUUUUUUCUUUCCCGUCUUGAUACCUUGGGUAAGCAUACGUGUGUUUGUGUGUUUGUGUUUGCGAGUGUGUGUAUGUAUGCGUGUGCAUUGUGUGUGGUGUCUCUCCUCUCAUCCUGAAAAUUGAUCGAUGGGAAACUUGCAAGCGAAGGAACCAAUUUUCAUUAGCAGGCGCUCUUUUUUCUUCCUUUUUUCUCUUUUCUUCUUGUUCUGUUUUCUUUUUUUGCAUUUGGCAGGGAAAAGAACGGGGGCUACAUUGACAUUUGCGUCAUUGUUGUGUUUAUGUUGAAUUUGGAACUGAUUGGAUGAUGUCCAUAUGGGUUCAUAGGUAUGAAUCAACUGUAGUUUAUAGCCUCUACUCUCGAAGAAUAAUAACCUCAAUCACAUUGCUUAUAUGCCG
Aspergillus candidus is the source of this 5673-nucleotide messenger RNA. RefSeq names its product putative SNF2 family helicase/ATPase (Swr1) (gene swr1). The transcript has a single exon. The coding region runs from base 201 to 5180 and encodes 1659 amino acids. Gene Ontology annotation, cellular component: Swr1 complex. The record is from RefSeq and is a predicted model, not a curated record. NCBI's taxonomy places the organism in Eukaryota, Fungi, Ascomycota, Eurotiomycetes, Eurotiales, Aspergillaceae. Gene Ontology annotation, molecular function: ATP-dependent chromatin remodeler activity; histone binding; ATP hydrolysis activity.